AUGUCACUGGAAGACAUCCACAUGAACUCCCAGGAUUUACUUGAAAAAAAACACUUGGAUGCUGGAGGAUUUGGAACAAUUUCUUUAUGCUUUCACAAGAAGCAUGGAUAUGUAGUAUUAAAAAAAGUGUAUACGGGACCCCAGCGCACUGAAUACAAUGCUUCCCUCCUUGAAGAAGGGAAGAUUAUGCACAGGCUGCAGCACAACCGUGUGGUAAAACUACUAGGUAUACUUUUGGAAGAUGGAAACUACUCACUUGUGAUGGAGUAUGUGGACCGGGGAAACAUGAUGAAAGUGCUGCAGAAAAUCUCACUGCCUUUGUCAGUGAAAGGGCGUUUUGUGCUGGAGAUCACAGAAGGAAUGCUUUACCUGCAUGAGCAAGGCUUUGUACACAAAGACCUAAAACCAGAAAACAUCCUUGUAGACACAGACUUCCACAUUAAGAUUGCAGAUCUCGGUGUUGCCUCCUUUAAGAACUGGAGUCGGCUGACCCAAGAAGAGACUGUCCGACAAAAGCAGCUGAAGAACACUCGCCAGAACAAUGCUGGGACUCUUUUCUAUAUGGCCCCAGAGCAUUUACGCUCUGUUAAUGUAAAACCUGUGGAGAAGUCAGAUGUUUACAGCUUUGGCAUAGUGAUCUGGGCAAUUUUUGCUAGCAAAGAGCCGUAUGAACAUGGUAUAAAUGAAGCCCAGAUUUGCUUUGGCAUCAUUAGUGGAAACAGACCAGACAUAAAGGAGAUCACUAAUAAAUGUCCAGGGGAAAUUAUUGACUUAAUGAAACAGUGCUGGGAGCAAGAUCCAGAGAAACGGCCAACCUUUGCAGAAAUUAGUCAAAGAUACAAGCCAUUUUACUAUCAAAAUCUAGGAAAAAAUAUUGAAGAUGAUCUGAAAAAGUUAAAAAAAAUGUGGCCUGAGUCAAAUGAACUGUUGAAUAGGAUGCAAUCCCUUCAAAUAGAUGCUGUAGCAGGAGAUACCAGUAAUGGUCAAGUAGAUCCACCUAAUUCUCUACACAGCUCCCAAGGUCCCGUGACCAAUCAGAUUAACGAAGGCCUGUUUGCUGCCUCUCCUGAAAACCAGCCUGUGGAGAGCUGCGAGACCUCAUUUAUAUCUCCUGAUAAUCUGGAAAGAAAACUUCAGCAAGAACACAACUACCAUAUGUUUGGGCGUUGGAUGGAUAAAGCAGCUUCACCUGGAAUAUACACUCCUGAAAUGAGAGAGGAAGAAAAGAAGCGAAGAGUUUCCUAUGAUCCAUUUGCAAAGUCAUCCUCUACUCCCCUGUAUCCAAGAGAUGAAAAAACAGGUUUUAACACUAAUCUGUAUUUGUGGCCACAGCCAGGUGCAACAACUACAAAACACAGGAAUGCUGAUAAUUUUUACGGGACAGACCCUAACAGUCUUCUAGCAGGAAACACCGAAGGUCUCUAUGGAUCAAGUUCAGCCAGUACCUUUAACCCAAGUAAACCUCCUGUACCUGAAUCUGGCCCAAACCUACUGUCACAGACCAAUGUAAACUGGUAUCCAAAGAGCACAGACACAGAUACAGGUAACAAGGAUUCCACUCCUUUCACAAGGUCAACUUAUGCACAUUGUCCUUCUGCACUCAGAGUAAGCACAGAAGAUUCAAUCAAGUACAACAUAAGUAACAGUUCUGGAAUUCAAAUUGGAUCCUACAAUCACAUGAAGAUUGAAGACCCCAAUCAACACAUCAGCACUUCUCCUGUUAGUGUAGAAGCAACUUACAAUUAUUAUGAAGGAACAGGUAUAUUUGACAAUACUACUGUCCUGACUGAGAAACAUCUGAAUCUAGUGAGAGAAAAGUUGGCUAAACAAUGGAAGCACUGUGCUCGUAAAUUGGGCUUCUGUGAUCCCGACAUUGAUGAAAUUGAUCAUGACUAUGAACGAGAUGGACUAAAAGAAAAAGUUUACCAAAUGCUGCUGAAGUGGGUAAUGAAGGAAGGCUCCAAAGGUGCUACAGUUGGAAAGCUUGCGAAAGCCCUCUUUGGCUGCCAAAGACUGGAUCUCCUUACUAGUUUGAUGCAAAUCAAUGAGGAAUAA
Messenger RNA from Chaetura pelagica (chimney swift), 2055 nucleotides. It is a transcript of the gene RIPK1, whose product is annotated as receptor (TNFRSF)-interacting serine-threonine kinase 1. The transcript is spliced from 11 exons. The record is from RefSeq and is a predicted model, not a curated record. Gene Ontology annotation, biological process: signal transduction; protein phosphorylation. Gene Ontology annotation, molecular function: JUN kinase kinase kinase activity; ATP binding; protein binding. Lineage: Eukaryota; Metazoa; Chordata; Aves; Apodiformes; Apodidae. The coding region runs from base 1 to 2055 and encodes 684 amino acids.